AUGGUGCAGACGGAAUCGUGGCUGCCACGCAUCGUAGCGGACAGCGACCUGGGCGACAUCCUACGCGUUCUCCACUUGGCGGGCACCUUGAGGCCACCAGGGACAGGGGGCGCCGCCUUCUGGACAGCCAAUGUGGCCACCUUCGCCGCAGGCGCAAUCUUCUUCGCGUCGCAGGCCAGCGCCAUGGCCAAGAUCGGCACUUCCGACUUCGACAGCUUCGUCUUGCUUCUGUGUACCAUGAACACGGCUGGCGUCUAUGUGCUUCGGCUCAUACACUUCCACGCCCACAGUCGCGUCAUACACCAGCUUGCGUACCAGGUACGCGACGAACUCUACCAGUGGGCGACUGGUGAGUCUGAUGCCGCACUGGUCGCAGAGUCGUCUCGGCGCAUGCGCAGUUUCACGCGUCUCUGCGCUCGCGCUGCGCUGGUGGCCUCUCUGUGCUGGUUGUGUGUUCCGCCGCUGCUUCACGGAGCCUCGCCCAAGGGUCUGCCCUUCAUACUGGAGCUGCCCUUCGGCGUAGAGGGCAGGCCGUGGACUUUCCUCGCUGCCUGGAUCUACUGUGCACUCGGCACAUUCCACGUGGCAGUCGUCAGCGUCAUCGCCGACACUCUCAACAAUAGAGGAAGCCUCGGCGACAUUCUCAAAUACGUUGCCUACAUGAGCGUUAUGGUCACCGAGCUGGGCGUCUACUGCUGGUUCGGCAAUGAACUCAUUACAGAGAGCGAGGCGGUGGCUGAGAGCGCCUGCUACUGUGCGCACCGGGCGCGGCCGACGGCCUUGAGGAGGGGCCUGCUACUGGUGGCCGUGCGCGCAGCCCGGCCGCUCACCAUCAGCGCCGGACCCCUCUACGUCUUCUGCAGGGAGGCCUUCGUCUCGAUAGCCAACGCAUCCUACUCUUUCUGCGCCAUCCUGCGAAACUUUAAGGAUGAAUGA
Messenger RNA from Schistocerca gregaria, 936 nucleotides. RefSeq lists its product as uncharacterized. Lineage: Eukaryota; Metazoa; Arthropoda; Insecta; Orthoptera; Acrididae. Gene Ontology annotation, biological process: sensory perception of smell; detection of chemical stimulus involved in sensory perception of smell. The transcript is spliced from 5 exons. Gene Ontology annotation, cellular component: plasma membrane. The record is from RefSeq and is a predicted model, not a curated record. Gene Ontology annotation, molecular function: odorant binding; olfactory receptor activity. Bases 1 to 936 code for a protein of 311 amino acids.